This is a messenger RNA of Fusarium sp. VM40, 387 nucleotides long. Lineage: Eukaryota; Fungi; Ascomycota; Sordariomycetes; Hypocreales; Nectriaceae. The record is from the annotation of a GenBank genome assembly.
AUGGCUUCUUCAACACCAAAAACCCAACAAGAUCAUCGCAAUCACUCAUCGGAAUGGACGAGUGAGAUGCGCGACAAGCAAGCUCGCGGAAAGAACCCCUACAGUGAGGACAGCGAGAGCGAUGCUGAACCCAUGCGCCUCGGAGGCCAUCACUACAUUGAAUCGCACAUGGAGAAAGAACGGAGAGGAGAGGCGAUGCAUGUUCUCGACAACCCAGAAGUCCUCAUGGCUCAUGCACAAGCCAGCGGCGACAGCAUAGCUGGCCAACGCCUCCGCUUCAUGCGUCAACUUUGCGGCUUCGACGAGAAGCACGACGAUAGCCCUUCGUCUGGCUCCUCGGCGCGAGGUAAUAAGAGUCGCCGAGUCAGCGACCGAGUCAAUCGAUAG